Molecule: messenger RNA, 1227 nt
Organism: Salvia miltiorrhiza (redroot sage)
Lineage: Eukaryota; Viridiplantae; Streptophyta; Magnoliopsida; Lamiales; Lamiaceae
Product: 40S ribosomal protein SA-like
Exons: 5
Coding region: 142-1044 (300 amino acids)
Biological process (GO): ribosomal small subunit assembly; cytoplasmic translation
Cellular component (GO): 90S preribosome; ribosome; cytosolic small ribosomal subunit
Molecular function (GO): structural constituent of ribosome
Source: RefSeq, a predicted model, not a curated record
AUCGGAUGUCAAUUUUGGCCCAAUAAGUAGAACUUAGCCUAGGGUUUAUGAUUUUAUAUAUUCGGCUGCAUCUAUCUAUCUAAUCUCUAUUUCUGCACCUCAACAGUGUCGCGAAGGAGCCAGCGGCUGAAGAACUGAAUCAUGGCGACCCCUCCAAGGACUCUGUCGACUAAGGAGGCCGACAUUCAGUUGAUGUUGGCUGCCGAAGUUCACCUCGGCACCAAAAAUUGCGAUUUCCAGAUGGAGCGCUAUGUAUUCAAACGCCGCAACGAUGGAAUUUACAUUAUCAAUCUUGGAAAGACAUGGGAAAAACUGCAGAUGGCUGCCAGAGUUAUUGUUGGUAUUGAGAAUCCUCAGGACAUAAUUGUCCAAUCUGCUAGACCUUAUGGUCAGAGAGCUGUUCUGAAAUUUGCUCAGUACACUGGUGCUAAUGCUAUUGCUGGGCGUCACACCCCUGGAACAUUCACCAACCAGCUUCAGACAACUUUCAGCGAGCCAAGGCUUCUUAUUCUAACGGAUCCAAGAACUGACCAUCAGCCUAUCAAAGAAGCUGCUCUGUAUAAUAUCCCCACAAUUGCCUUCUGUGAUACUGACUCACCUAUGCGUUAUGUCGAUAUUGGAAUUCCCGCCAAUAACAAGGGAAAGCACAGUAUUGGCUGCCUGUUCUGGCUUUUGGCUAGGAUGGUGCUGCAGAUGCGCGGUGUUAUUGCUCCCGGUCACAAAUGGGAUAUCAUGGUUGAUCUGUUCUUCUAUAGGGAGCCAGAGGAGGCUAAGGAAGAAGAACAGGAGGAAGCUCCAGCUCUGGAUUAUGCUGAUUAUGGUGCUGCUGCAAUUGGAGCUGAUUGGUCUAGUGCUCAAAUUCCAGAGGCUCAAUGGGCUCCUGAUUUGCCUAGUGCAGCUCCACCAGUUGCCAGUGGUUGGGCAGCUGCUGAUACAGGUCCUGAUGGAUGGGAUGCAGCUGCCGCUCCACCAGUUGAUGCUGCACCAACGGCAAUUCCACCAACAGCUGCUCCUGUUGACAUUGCCCCGACUGGAUGGGAAUGAAAGACUUCUGCCUCCUUUUUUUAAAUUUAUGAUCCCCGUUUAGAAGUGUGCGUUUUUGUACCGAAUUACACAUAAUCGUCAUUUCAUAGACCUGAAUGAAUUUUUGUAGAAUGUUUUAGAAGUUGUUUUACGUCCAAAUUUUAUGUUGUUUUCGGCGGCCAUAAUGUGCUGCGUGUGUUUUCA